AUGAAGUUCUUAAUCACUUCUACCAUCGCUGCCCUCGCUACCCUCUCUUAUGAUACCAACUACGAUGUGGGAUCCAACUCACUCAACACGGUGGCCUGCUCAGACGGCUCCAAUGGUUUGGAGUCGCGUGGCUACACUACUUUCAGCUCUAUUCCCAACUUCCCUUACAUCGGAGGUGCACCCCAGAUCACGGGCUGGAACUCAGCAUACUGUGGGUCGUGCUGGGAAAUCACCUACUCCAGCUCGUCGGUAACUACCACUAAAUAUGUUACCGCCAUUGACGUUGGUGAUGAGGCACGGGGUGGGUUCAACCUGUCACUUGAGGCUAUGAACGACCUCACGGGUGGACAGGCAGAGUUUUUGGGGCGCAUCAAUGUUACGGCCACCCAAGUUGAUGAAAGCAAUUGCGGUCUGUGAGACCGUGAAAUUAGGGUAAGCAAUAUACUCUGAGCCCCGUCAAAUACAAAGGCAUCUCGUAUUCACCAGCUUGAUAGGUGUGUGGAGCAUUUUCUUUUCUUUUCUUUUGCAGUUGAUCUUUGGCUUUCGUGUACGGACAAUAUGGGCACUCGCAGAGACGUUGAUCACGAGCAAUACAUGUCUUUUUUUUUGGAACGUUGGUAGUAUACUGGUCUCACACGACCCACGCGUGAAAAAGAGUACCGAUGAAUUUGUAGGAGAACGCGUUGUUUGCAUAUCUAUGUGCGCCCACAGUUCG
This is a messenger RNA of Suillus fuscotomentosus, 715 nucleotides long. Its product is annotated as Cerato-platanin. The record is from RefSeq and is a predicted model, not a curated record. The transcript has 2 exons. Lineage: Eukaryota; Fungi; Basidiomycota; Agaricomycetes; Boletales; Suillaceae. Bases 1 to 417 code for a protein of 138 amino acids.